GACGCGCUUUACACGCCUUUACACCCAUAUUUUGUUAUCGGAAUAGUGAUACUGUGAUAUGUCUCCUGUGGAGAAGAAGAGUCGGGCUCGGAGUCCACAGGAACUAUAUGACGAAAUCAGAGAACUCUUGAUCAAGACCAAACCGAAGCUGAAGGACGGAACUACCAAAGAUGAAACCGUAACUGGGGAUUUACAUAAGAUCGCAUCGCUUGCACAGACAUUCACAGAACAGCGCCUGAAGUCGAGCAAAAAGAGCCAGUUAUCAGAUUUUCUUGAUCAAGAAGGUGUCAGCCUGUGGAAUGCAUCCGGUGUGGUCCGUCUAGGCUCUGCGCUUGACAGCCGCGUUGUCGUCGCCGCUUUACGGCUAGCUGGUUUUCGCCUCAUGGAAGCAGGGUUGGAACCUAAGCCGGACACUGAAGCAUUAUUACAUAUUCUUCAAAUUGCGAGCAAGACUGGCGCAACCCUGUCCGAACUCGGCCACAAUGACACCGCAUCGAGCGUGCUAGCUUGUGCGGCGAAGGUUAUUUUUUCCUUGUUUAUGUUAAUUGUGGUUGGCAUUAAUUUUCUCUCAAAGUAUGAAGAAGCGCUGAGAAAUAUUGACGACCCAAGUGGCACAAAUCAACAAGCCAGGGCAUGCGUUACAGCUGUCUACCUCUCAACUAGAAUGGAAGCGGCUUGGAGGGAAGGAAAUGAAGGGUUAGCGGCCUUUAUGGCUGACAAAGUCACAGAGAAUGACGGACGGCUCGUGCUCCUGUCCAAUCAUGACCGAGAGACGCUUGCAACUAAGCUUCUUGACAUUGGCAAAUCACUUUUGAGAAGUUGCUAUCAGGAUAGCAAAUUAGCGCCGGAAGAGAAUAAGGCUAAUGAGGCUAUUCGAUGGAUGCAAAAGGCGUUUGCCGUCAUCGAGCAUCUUGAUUGCGCGUCCAAUGCUGAGCUCGCUGAGCUCAAGAGAUCGGUUCUCAGGAGUCUGGCCCGUGGUUACUUCUUGUCAUCAUCCCAGGAUCCAGAGAAUUUGAUCAGAGCGGAAACCGCGCUAGAAGAAGUUAUUGCAACUAUCAAUCCUUCUGUAGACAACGUAAGCUCCGAAUACCAGCAACUCCGAUGGAUGAAGUUGGCUGUCAUAAAGCGGCGAAAAGCUGGAGAUACUGUUCUUCUUCAAGCCCUACAAGCUAUCAUUGACAACCUGACAUAUUCAGAAAGCAAUCUUACCGAUGUCCUACAGGAACUUCGGACGCUUUCUCAGUAUCACCAAUUAGUCACGAGUGUAACUCAGUACUGCCUUCAUCGGGCCUUGCAGUGCUCUUGGAGCACAGACGCCGUGGAAAGGCUUCUCAUAUCUCUCAUAUUCCAUUGUUCCAAAGAUGACAAACACGAUAGAGCCAUACAAGAUCUGCAUGCAUCUUUCAAAGAACUGAGUGAUGUGGAGUUUGAGCUUCUCAAAGCUCCGGCCACAGCUUGCAUCACGCUUUUAUGGCAAUACGGUGAUCGCCAUUACCAUGCGGGGCGAUGGAAAGAAGCUGCGGAUUGGUUCAGUUGCGGCACACAUUCUAUAUUUACAAGUUUGGGUCCUGUCAGCAGCUCGAGGUGUUUUCGGAAGGCUGCCCUAGCGCAUCUUAAGCGAAAGGACUACGCUCAUGCGGGGUCGAUCAUCCGGCGCUGUCCUGACACAGAAGCCACGACGCAAUAUGUAAUCUUUCUUAUUGCGGUUUAUCAAGGACUGGAAGACGAAGCGAUGAUAUCAAUUCGCAAUAUGGUACACGCCGUGGACUUCGAUCGCAAAAUGAUUUUAUUGGCCUGCCGGCUGGCACAUGACUUGGAUAUGAAAAAUCUUCUUCUGAAUGUGCUGAAGGCUCUUCUUGAAACGCUAAAUUUCCGAGAGAACGUGGGGAACGUCACUGAAGCUAUGACGUUGGUAAGAUGUAUAAUCAGGCUUAUCGUCAAGCUCCUUGGAGAACCCGCUGCCGAUUUGGACCGCUUGGUUGCAGCAUUACUACACCACCUGAAGAUUGCGGUGACUAUUGCAGAAUCUUGUGAACAGCCUGCCAUACUUGCCAGAGAUGUAUCCUGGCUCUGGAGGACUGCAUACAACUGUGCUAUCCAAGCUUGCUCGGAUUGGGAAGACAGAGAGGAUCAAAUAUCUGAGAUCUUUGACGCAGCGAGACGACUUCUCGAACUCUACACUCUACACGCAACUGUAGAUGUGGACCAGGCUGUCUACAUUUACAUAGUGAAUGCCUCAUUUGCAUCCGCCUCGGGCCGUGUUAUGUCUUUCAGACGUUUGCGGUCGCAAACAGAAUCGAUUGAAUCUGAGAAAUACCACGAUCUGUUCAACGAGAUCAAUCAGUCAUUACAGCGCAUUAGCAAGGUUUUGCGAGAGGAGAAGCUAUCGCAGGAGGACCUUCCUCGACUUGAGUCAUCCUUGCAGAUUUUACGAGUUUUCAUGGUCGAAGCGGCAUGUCACUUGUCAGAUUGGACGACGGUCCUGGCUACAAUUGAGGAAGCAUCUCGCUCCGAUCGUGAUUCGUUGGAGACGUACGAGGCAUUCGCUGACGCUCUAUGGGAGGACAAAAACUGUCCCAUACAUGGUAGAUAUUUAUUUUCAACUUCACAAUCAAGCUCAUACCAGCCAAACCUAGUCCUUUUCACAGCGCUAGAGGCCACACUUCACGCAUGUUUGGCCCGCGGGCACUUUUCUCUGGAGAAAUUUUCUCGCUGGCUCCGAGCUAUAUGCAUUAUACUACUGACAAGAGCAACAGGAGCCGAUCGAUCCAAGGCAAUUGGCUACGUGGAUCAAGCCAUCGCUGUCCUGGAAGAGCAUGGCGACGCUAGGGACGGCGGUGACCUGCUCUAUCCUCUGGACGAGCGUCAGUGGCUUCUGAGCACAGCGUACAACACUGGCCUCGAGUGUCUUCACGCAUCCAUGGUUGAUGAAGCAAAGCGUUGGUUCGAAUGCUCCACCAUUAUCUGCCGCUUCGUUCCCGAUGGUAGGCAACGCGCAGAAAAGGUAGGCAAAAUACGAUGGAAAAUUAGACCUCACGGCAUCCCGCAACAGAUCUCAACAACCUAUAGCGACCUCCUGGCACGCUACCCGACUAGAUGA
Molecule: messenger RNA, 3100 nt
Organism: Suillus subaureus
Lineage: Eukaryota; Fungi; Basidiomycota; Agaricomycetes; Boletales; Suillaceae
Product: meiosis protein SPO22/ZIP4 like-domain-containing protein
Exons: 29
Coding region: 59-3100 (1013 amino acids)
Biological process (GO): regulation of synaptonemal complex assembly; meiotic cell cycle
Source: RefSeq, a predicted model, not a curated record